Messenger RNA from Lactuca sativa (garden lettuce), 498 nucleotides. RefSeq lists its product as uncharacterized. The record is from RefSeq and is a predicted model, not a curated record. NCBI's taxonomy places the organism in Eukaryota, Viridiplantae, Streptophyta, Magnoliopsida, Asterales, Asteraceae.
AUGGCAGGAAAGGUAACAACACCUUCUCUUGCUACAUUGAGAAUUAUAGAUGGCCGACAGGGUCGAGCUGAGGCGCCCACGGCGUGGAGCACGGCUUUUCAACUUACUGUUGAGGAGGCACGAGCAGCUCCUAACGUGGUGAUGGGAUCGCUCCUUAUGAACGGCAUCUCUGCUCUAGUAUUGUUUGAUUCGCAGGCUACCCGAUCGUUUGUGCCGCUCGCACUUAGCAAGCAAUUUAGUAGAGCUUCAGGGGAGCUGGACUGUCCACUGGAUGUUGAGAUAGUGGAUGACAAGACCAUCAGGGUUGCGAGGGUUCAUCGGGGAUGUACACUGCAGUUGUUCGAUGAGUUGUUUUUAGUAGACUUGGUUCCUAUUCCCCUGCGAGGGAAUAAGGUUAUCAUGGGCAUGGAAUGGUUGAGUGCAAAUGGACCAGUGAUAGACUACAAGCACCAGCUAGUGAGGGUUUGGACUCCUAGUGGAGGAGGGUUAGUGAUUUAG